UGUUCUUUAUUCUCUCUUUCUCUCUCUCUUAUAGCUUCUGCAAAUAGUUUACCCCACAAACUUCCAAACAAAAAGAAUUAAUAGAAAGUGAGAUUUGCAAGAAUUAAAGGAACCUCUCAAACACCAAACUCAACCCUUUAUAAUCUAUAGUUCAUCAUAUUUAUGUGGCUACCAUGUUACUAUUAAUAUCUCUUCUCUUUGUUCAUCAUCAUCAUCAUCAUCAUCAUCAUGUCAAAUUUCUCUUAUUCACAAUAUAAAUCCAAGAUUCAAAACCCCUUUUUCUCUUCUUCUUCUUAUUUCAUCAUCAUCAUCCAUGGCUUGUUUUGAGAUUUGUUCAUCAUGACCAUGGUUCCUUCUCAAAGCAACAAAACUAAUGGUGAUUAUGUUUUCUACAACAAUACAACAAGUGAUAUGAACCACUUUCAAUUUGUUGAAGAUUACAACAACUACAAUAAUAAUUGUUUAAGAUCUGAAUUUUUGUUCAAGCACAUGGCUGAACAAGAGGAAUCGUUUUCGAGACUCAACGCUCGUCGUCAUAACGAACCCGAACUCGAACCCGAACCUGAACCCGAAGGAGAAACUAUUUCUACCUCAAAGGAAAACGAAGAACAAGAAAGAGAAUCAAACAACAACAAUAACACCAACAACUGGCUUCAAUUAAGCAUAGGUAACACCGUCGUGAGAACAACAACUACAAAACACGACGCUGAUGAGACUCAAGCUCCAACAAAUCUGUUGGAGCUUGAGUUGUUAUCACGCCCUGAUUUAGAGCAACCUUCUAUCAGAGGUUGCUCUACUUUUAAUUCUUCAAUGUUUUUCGAACAAACAACACCGUCUUCUUCUUCAUCGUCCGUGUCCAUAUCAAUGUCCAUGCCAGCCGGGCCAAGUUAUAGUCAUCAACAACAUCUAGUUCCACAUAACUGGUCAUUUGGUCCAUUACUACCACAUUCUAUGGCAAUUAUGGCUUCUUCUACAUCUUACAUUCCAUCUUCUUCUUCCUCGCAAUCUUGUUCUUCUUUAAGACCUAAUUAUUAUCCUCAAUAUCAUCAUGCAUCACCUUUUCAUUUUCCUUCAUCUUCUUCUUCUUCUGGAUUUGAUCAAUUUGAUAUUGCUGGACCUAGCUCAUCAUCUCAUCUCACUUUUCGAGUCGUCGAUCCUCCUCGUCGACCUCAUUCCGGAAUAUGGUUUAUGCUACAAGCCUCACAAAAUCAAGUGAAAGAACCAUUUUUGCCUCAAAUACCUAAGAACUAUCUUAGAAUCAAAGAUGGAAGAAUGACAGUUAGGUUGCUCAUGAAGUAUCUGGUUAACAAACUCAAAUUGGAGAGCGAAUCAGAGAUAGAGAUAACAUGCAAAGGACAACAACUUUUACCUUUCUUGACGUUGCAACAUGUGAGGGAUAAUAUUUGGACACCAAGGGACACAACAACAACAACAACAACAACACCUUUGCUUUCAGAUUCCUCAACAACUGAUCAUGUAAUGGUGCUUCACUACUCUAGAAGCACUUCUUGAAAAAAGCACUUCAAUUUCUCUGCCUCAUUGUAUCCAUCCUUGUUAACUUAUUAUUAUCUAAACUCAAAAUUUUCUAUUUUAAUGAGUUUUGAUUUUUAUUUAUUUUUAUUUUAUUUUGAUAUGGCAUAUCAUGAGAAUUUAAUUACCCUAAGAUAGUGUUUAUUCCAUUACUGUUUUGGGGUGAGGGCAUUAUUGUCCAAAAUUGUAUGUUCAUGUUAGGUGAGGUGAGUGACAAGUUUGCCAUCAAUUGUAUUAUUAAGCACAAAACUCAAUCUAAUUUUAUAUACUAACCCA
Molecule: messenger RNA, 1806 nt
Organism: Lathyrus oleraceus (garden pea)
Lineage: Eukaryota; Viridiplantae; Streptophyta; Magnoliopsida; Fabales; Fabaceae
Product: protein LAX PANICLE 2
Exons: 4
Coding region: 340-1512 (390 amino acids)
Biological process (GO): multicellular organism development
Source: RefSeq, a predicted model, not a curated record